Messenger RNA from Colletotrichum orchidophilum, 1272 nucleotides. RefSeq names its product carboxymethylenebutenolidase. The coding region runs from base 1 to 1272 and encodes 423 amino acids. The record is from RefSeq and is a predicted model, not a curated record. Gene Ontology annotation, biological process: polyketide metabolic process. The transcript has 4 exons. Lineage: Eukaryota; Fungi; Ascomycota; Sordariomycetes; Glomerellales; Glomerellaceae.
AUGUACGCAGACAUCAGCAAACUUCCGGCUCCACUUCCCCAGUCCGAUCUGGAGACGGUGGCGAGUGGAAUUUCACUACUGCCACCUCUCUCCCGCCGUGGCGUUGGACCGGGCGUCAUUCUUCUGGUCCCAUCAAUCGACAAAGCGCUAGCAAUCGAGGAGGGCGUGCCCUCACUGCCGCUGAAAUGGGCUGAAGAGGGUUACACAGUGAUUGUGAUUCAACCAGCAGCCUUCGAGAAUGGUGUUCGCGAGACUCUCGAUCUCGUAAUGAAAACGUUUCAAAAAAGCGAUAAAUGCAAACCAAAAGAUGUGGUUGGCCUUGUUGCAUACGAACCAGAAAUGUGGAACAUGGUUGCGUCGAUCCUAUCUGACUUCUCGGAGAUUGUGAGCACCGUGGUCUACGCCGAUAACUCAGAAAAGUCAUCAGUGUCUAGCAGCCCUGUACCCGCAGCCUAUCACUUUGCUGGAAAAUCUGAGGGACAACCUUUGCGGUCAAAGGGCCGAACAGAGUACUUUUACUCGGCAGCAAAGUCCUUCAAGUUUGCAAUUCCGUUCCAGCCGCACUUCGACUACAACAUGGAAAUGCUCUCAUACACUCGCAAUCUCACUCUUUUGAAAGGCGAAAUGAAGACUCCCAUCUUUGACUUGGAGGCCAUUUGGGACGAACAUACUUGGUAUGAGUUCGCGGAUAGGUCUGUGGAGCAUACUAUGAGCACAAUGGUACAAGAACCAUACGUGAACCAUAUCCCAACCCUCACUGGCGGCGUUGGUCGAGUCAAGCUUACCGACUUUUAUCGUCACAAUUUCAUCUUCAAUAACUCGGCAGACACGGAACUAGAGCUAAUCAGUCGAACCAUCGGAAUCGAUCGCGUCGUUGAUGAGUUCAUUUUCAAGUUCACUCACGACCAGGAGCUUGAUUGGCUACUCCCGGGUGUUCCACCAACCAACAAAUACGCUGAAAUUCCGUUCGCAGCGGUUGUAAACAUCCGAGGUGAUCGCCUGUAUCACGAGCAUAUCACAUGGGAUCAAGGGACAGCAUUGGCUCAAUUAGGCCUCCUCCCGGAAUACCUCCCAUUCCCAGGAGGUGAUCUUCAGUACAGAGUUCCUGUAGCGGGUGUGGAGACAGCGAUGAAGUUGAGAGCAAGAAACUCUGUUCCGUCGAAUGAAAUGUUCAAAUUCACAACUCGCUCUGCAGUAGACAGCGAGGGGGUAACUCGAGGAAAUUUGGUUGCGGCUGUAAGCGAGAACGGCGUAGAACCAGUAACAAAUUGA